Varanus komodoensis (Komodo dragon) is the source of this 754-nucleotide messenger RNA. Its product is annotated as alpha-tectorin-like. Bases 1 to 606 code for a protein of 201 amino acids. The transcript has 5 exons. The record is from RefSeq and is a predicted model, not a curated record. Gene Ontology annotation, biological process: cell-matrix adhesion. Lineage: Eukaryota; Metazoa; Chordata; Lepidosauria; Squamata; Varanidae.
AUGCGUACAUUUGAGGUGAACAACAAUGGUGUGGUCUCCUUCGGCGUGCAAGUCUCGCAGUACACGCCUGAUCCUUUCCCCUUGGAUGAUGGGUGUCCCUUCGUGGCCCCAUAUUGGGGUGAUGUUGACAAUACUAAAAGUGGAGAUGUCUUUUGGAGGCAGACUAAAGACCCAGCAAUUCUCAGUCGCUGCACCAGAGACAUCAAUCAGUACUUCCCUGAGAUCUCUUUCACAGCAGAGUGGGCUUUCAUUGCUACCUGGGACCGGGUGCCCUUCUUCGGAUCUCUUUCAGAUAAGGUCAACACCUUCCAGGCUGUCUUGACCACCGAUGAAAAAAUAUCCUUCAUCUUGAUGAACUAUUUUGACAUCCAGUGGACCACAGGGAUAGGAAGUGGAGGGGAUCUUCUGACAGGCCUUGGAGGAACUCCGGCACAGGCUGGAUUUGACAGUGGAGACAAAAAAAAUUAUUACAACAUCCCAGGUUCUCGCACCCCUGAAAUCCUCAACAUUGGAGAAACCAGCAAUGUGAAUGUGCCUGGGCGCUGGGUGUUCCAAGUGGAUGAAUUAAUUGGAGUCCCCACUGAGAAAAUGGAGUGUUUGCAGUGAAAGCUCUUCUCAUUCAGAGGAUCUCCUCCUUAGUCACCAGCAACAAGGCAGGACAUACUCAAAUUCUUUCAAGCAUUCCUCUGCUGCCCCCUACAGGCAGGGAGGUUUCUGGAACUGCUGUUAACACCAAUAAAUGAUCCUGCACACA